This is a messenger RNA of Eublepharis macularius, 2583 nucleotides long. It is a transcript of the gene OSGIN1, whose product is annotated as oxidative stress induced growth inhibitor 1. Bases 136 to 1617 code for a protein of 493 amino acids. The transcript is spliced from 6 exons. NCBI's taxonomy places the organism in Eukaryota, Metazoa, Chordata, Lepidosauria, Squamata, Eublepharidae. The record is from RefSeq and is a predicted model, not a curated record.
ACUCGCGGCUGCUUUUGGAGAGGCGCUUUUGCGUCUGCCCGGCUCGGCACCUGUUGAAACGCCUUUCCCCUGCCGCCGGCUUGUCAAGGUGGACUUGGGGACUUCUGAAAGGCUGCUGACAAAAAGAAAGGCGGGAUGUUGCACACACAUCUGGAUCAGAGCAGCGCCAAGCCUCUUCCUGUGGUGAUCAUAGGAAAUGGCCCCUCGGGGAUCUGUUUAUCAUACCUCCUCUCCGGCUAUGUCCCUUAUGUCAGAAGAGGUGCUGUCCAUCCCAACCCCAUUUUACAAAGGAAACUGGAAGAAACACCUGAAAUUUCCAUCCUGGAUCAGGAUAUAGAGUAUCUGUCUGAAGGCUUGGAAGGGAGAUCAACCAGCCCUCUAGCUCUUCUCUUCGAUACCCUGCUACGCCCAGAUACUGACUUUGGUGGGACGGCAGAUUCCAUUCUCUCGUGGUGGCACCAGCCCGACAGAGCUGUUCCUCAUCUGGUUCUUGGCAAAAACCUUCCUGGAGGAGCUUGGCAUUCUAUUGAAGGGUCUAUGUUCACUUUGAGCCAGGGAGACUGGAUGGGCCUUCCUGACCUUCAGUUCAAAGACUGGAUGAGUAGGAAGAAAAGAGGCUUCAGAAAUAACAGAUCAACAGCUGGAGACAUCGUUCAGUACUACCAAUACUACGUGGCCAAAAAGGGCUUAAAAAAGAACUUUCUCUGUGGCACUUUUGUGGCGUCUGUGAAAAAUCUUGGUGUGGAUGCUGUCUACGGCAAUCCAGGUUCAAGAGACAGGGGCUGUAGAUGGGAUCUUCCUGAGAAACCAAUGGAUGACAGUAAAGAUAUCAGAACUCUCUUCCAAGUGGACGGAUUUGUCACCACCAUCAAUGGCACGCAGCCUUUCUCGGUGUAUGCUGAAAAUGUAGUUUUAGCCACCGGCACAUAUGACAGUCCCUCCUGGCUUGGAGUGCAAGGGGAAGACCUUUCUUUUGUCCAUCACAAGCUUUCUGCCCUGGAGGAUGCUGUGAGGAACAAGGAAAUUGGCAUGAUGUCUGAUCCGAUUCUGAUUGUGGGUGCUGGGCUAACAGCGGCAGAUGCCGUCCUCUUUGCUCACCACUAUAACAUCCCGGUGAUCCACGCCUUCCGGCGGAGGGUCAACGAUCCAGCCCUGAUCUUCAACCAGCUCCCAAAAACUAUGUAUCCCGAGUACCAUAAAGUCCACCAAAUGAUGAAAGAACAAGUUUCUUCUUGCCCAGGACUGUAUGAGAGUUAUGUCAGCCUUCCUGAGCACCACAUAGUGUCCUUCACGGAGGAUAGGAAGUGCAUCUUCCGCGAUAAGAGUGGCCACCAGAAAGUGUACAAUAUUUCUAUGGCUUUUGUUCUCAUUGGCUCCAAUCCUAACCUAUCGUAUUUGCCAAAUAACGGGGCAGACUUGGCGGUAGACUGUGAACAGCCAGUCAGUUCCAAGAGAAACCCAAUUGAUGUAGAUCCUUUCACUUAUGAAUCAGUUCACGAGAAGGGGCUGUAUGCCAUGGGACCACUAGCUGGGGAUAAUUUUGUGCGUUUUGUACAAGGCGGUGCUCUGGCUGUUGCCAGCUCCUUGCUGAAGAAGGCCAACAAGAACCCUCCAUAACACUGGGUGAGAUGCCCCUGUUCUCAAAGGCUGAUGCGAUCUCUGGAAAAGCAAGAGCAUUGAAUAGGUAGAAGCCAUUUCAGCUAGGAAGCUGAGUCGCCACCAUAGCCGACUCCAGGGUUGCUCUGAAGUGCUGAGUCACCUAUUCAAGACGGUUAAGUCAACAAGCUUGUGCGGGUUCUGCUGAAUUUUUCUUCCUGUAUGUAAAAUUUGAAGGUGGCCCUAUGCAGACUAUAGCACAGAGGAUAGGAGACGGUCUUCCACUCUGCUUGGAAGGGGUGCAAGGUAGUUAUUCUCCACUAACUGGCAGGUUUCUUAAGAGAGCGAACGGCACAUUUUGAACCCUCGGAGUUAAAUUAGCAACAGACAUUUCCCUCUCAAUGUGCAGAUCCCAAUCCAAUAUCCCACCCCCAUUGUAUUCUGAAUUACUCUAAAAUCAAAGCAUCACCCAAGGAGUAGAAGUGCAGGACCAAAGUCAGUGCAAGGGUUGCAUCUGCUUUCCUUCCCAGAGUUAGGGGGAACAGAGGGAAGAAGCAGGGUAGGAACUGGUGAGCCCACCUGUGGCCCGGUUGAAGGUACUUGCGCAUGAGACAUGGAGGAUAGGGGCUGCAUCAAAGCCAAAGGUUCUAGUGGCCACCAAUAUGUUUUUGCCAUCCUUAAGAUUCAUUCGUUGGGCUGUUCGGAGGCUUAGAACUAAAGAUGAUACAGUCCCGCGGACAGCCCAUUGAGCCAUUGAUUUCCCCCUUGGCAAAUGUGCAAUUUAAGUAACCUCUAAAUGAGGCUGCAUUAGCUUGAAAGCUCAGGAAUUUUUUUCAAUGCUGCUGAUUUUACAGCUGUAUAAUAAAUUCUCUCUCCAUCCAACUGAAUUUGUUACUGUGUUUUUUUUCCCCUCUGGGCUUUUACAUCUUUUCUGAAUAGCUUUUGUACACUAAUUUUUUUUAAUUAAAAGAAUCACUGUGUUCUGUG